AUGGCAAAGACAUCAGUCACAUUAUUUUUAUGCUUAUUAUUGUUGACAAGCCAUUGUAGACCAAAAGAUUUCGUUGUUAAUCCUCAACAAUAUAAAGAAUAAAGAAAAAAGUUGUGAUAAUUGUUCUAUUCUAGCAAUUUGCGAUCUAAUACUAAAAAUGACAGCCUUUUGUAAAUUGAUUAAUACAAGCGAAGUUUUUUAAUUUCAGAGAACAUCCUUAGCAUAAAUGAAUAAUAGAUAAAAUUUUCAAAUGAAAAAUAAGUUGCUAACUAAGAGUCUAAAUAAAAAUUAUAAAAUAAAGAAGAAAAUAUUGAUAGUAGAAAAUAGUAGUUUAAUAAAGAAUUAAACAAUUAGUAGGAUUAAACAUAACCAUAAGCAAGAAAUAAUAAAAUUGUUUAAACUAAAUAAUAAUAAUCAAUUUCUAACUAUGAAAAUCAAAGUUUAAAGCAUGAUAAAAUUGACAGUGAAAAUUUGGAUAUGAGGCAAUAAGAGAGGCAUAAUGAUGUAAAGAAAAUAAACAAAAGCUAUGCUAUGUAAGAUUAGUAAGACGGAGAAUUAGAUGAGAAUCCUAUUGAAUCUUAAGAUUAAAGGUAGGGGGAAGAAACGAAAGAUGAGCCUCCUGCGGAAGAAAAUAAAGAAGAACCUCCAGCAGAAGAAACGAAAGAAGAGCCACCAGCUGAAGAAAAUAAAGAAUAGCCACCAGCUGAAGAAACGAAAGAAGAACCUCCAGCAGAAGAAACGAAAGAAGAGCCACCAGCUGAAGAAAAUAAAGAAGAACCACCAGCUGAAGAAACAAAGGAAGAGCCUCCUGCUGAAGAAAAUAAAGAAGAGCCACCGGCUGAAGAAACGAAAGAAGAGCCACCAGCUGAAGAAACCAAAGAAUAACCACCAGCUGAAGAAACGAAAGAAGAGCCACCUGCUGAGGAAACAAAAGAAGAGCCUCCUGCUGAAGAAAAUAAAGAAGAACCACCAGCUGAAGAAACCAAAGAAGAACCACAAGCUGAAGAAACCAAAGAAGAACCACCAGCUGAAGAAACCAAAGAAUAACCACCAGCUGAAGAAACCAAAGAAGAACCACCAGCUGAAGAAACCAAAGAAGAACCACCAGCUGAAGAAACGAAAGAAGAGCCACCUGCUGAGGAAACAAAAGAAGAACCACCAGAGGAAGAAAAUAAAGAAGAACCACCAGCUGAAGAAACGAAAGAAGAGCCACCAGCUGAAGAAACAAAAGAAGACCCACCAGCUGAAGAACAAACUAAACCAGAAGAGGAGGCAAAACCUGAAGAAGAAACUAAACCAGAAGAGGGGGCUAAACCUGAAGAAGAAACUAAACCAGAAGAAGAGGCAAAACCUGAAGAGGAGGCUAAACCAGAAGAAGAAACUAAACCUGAAGAAGAAACAAAACCUGAAGAGGAGGCUAAACCAGAAGAAGAAACUAAACCUGAAGAAGAAACCAAACCAGAAGAAGAGGCUAAACCAGAAGAGGAAGUUAAACCAGAAGAAGAAGCUAAACCUGAAGAGGAGGCUAAACCUGAAGAAGAGGCUAAACCAGAAGAAGAAACUAAACCUGAAGAAGAAACCAAACCAGAAGAAGAGGCUAAACCAGAAGAGGAAGUUAAACCAGAAGAAGAAGCUAAACCUGAAGAGGAGGCUAAACCUGAAGAAGAGGCUAAACCAGAAGAAGAAACUAAACCUGAAGAAGAAACCAAACCAGAAGAAGAGGCUAAACCAGAAGAGGAAGUUAAACCAGAAGAAGAAGCUAAACCUGAAGAGGAGGCUAAACCUGAAGAAGAGGCUAAACCAGAAGAAGAAACUAAACCUGAAGAAGAAACCAAACCAGAAGAAGAGGCUAAACCAGAAGAGGAAGUUAAACCAGAAGAAGAAGCUAAACCUGAAGAGGAGGCUAAACCUGAAGAAGAGGCUAAACCAGAAGAAGAAACUAAACCUGAAGAAGAAACCAAACCAGAAGAAGAGGCUAAACCAGAAGAGGAAGUUAAACCAGAAGAAGAAGCUAAACCUGAAGAGGAGGCUAAACCUGAAGAAGAGGCUAAACCAGAAGAAGAAACUAAACCUGAAGAAGAAACCAAACCAGAAGAAGAGGCUAAACCAGAAGAGGAAGUUAAACCAGAAGAAGAAGCUAAACCUGAAGAGGAGGCUAAACCUGAAGAAGAGGCUAAACCAGAAGAAGAAACUAAACCUGAAGAAGAAACCAAACCAGAAGAAGAGGCUAAACCAGAAGAGGAAGUUAAACCAGAAGAAGAAGCUAAACCUGAAGAGGAGGCUAAACCUGAAGAAGAGGCUAAACCAGAAGAAGAAACUAAACCUGAAGAAGAAACCAAACCAGAAGAAGAGGCUAAACCAGAAGAGGAAGUUAAACCAGAAGAAGAAGCUAAACCUGAAGAGGAGGCUAAACCUGAAGAAGAGGCUAAACCAGAAGAAGAAACUAAACCUGAAGAAGAAACCAAACCAGAAGAAGAGGCUAAACCAGAAGAGGAAGUUAAACCAGAAGAAGAAGCUAAACCUGAAGAGGAGGCUAAACCUGAAGAAGAAACUAAACCAGAAGAAGAGGCAAAACCAGAAGAAGAAGUUAAACCAGAAGAGGAGACUACACCUGAAGAGGAAGAAACAAAGCCUGAAGAAGAAACUAAACCAGAAGAAGAAACAAAACCUGAAGAAGAGGCUAAGCCUGAAGAAGAAACUAAACCAGAAGAAGAAACAAAACCUGAAGAGGAGGCUAAACCAGAAGAAGAAACUAAACCAGAAGAGGAAGAAACUGAACCUCAAGAAUCUAAACCAGAGGAAGAUGAAACUAAACCUGAAGAAGCAGAAAAGUCAGAAGAAGAAGCUAAGCCUGAAGAAGAACCUUAACAAGAUGAUGAUAAACACGACGAAGAAGUUGAUUAAGAGGAAAAAUAAAGUGAACCUGCUUCUGAAAAUGAGUAAGAGAGUGAGCCACCAUCGGAUGAUGAUAUUGAAAGUGAACCUGGUUCAGAUGAGGAUAAAGAUAAUUAAGACAACAAGGAUGACGAUAAUGUUGAUGAUUAAGAUAAAGAUGAUCUUGCAUAAGAUGAUGCUUCUGAUAAAUCUGAUGAAAAGCCGACUGAUGGUAAACAAUCAGAUGAUAAAAAUGAGAAGGAAGAUGAAGACGAUGACGAUGAUUUUGCUUAAUUAGCUUUAGCUCCAGAAAUUGAGUAAGCAAAACAAUAAGAAAAUGCUAAAGAAGGAGAUAAGAAAAUAUCAGAAUAUGGGUACUAAUUAGGAAUGUGGGUGGCAACCAUAUUCUAUUUGGCUUUAUGA
Molecule: messenger RNA, 3297 nt
Organism: Paramecium primaurelia
Lineage: Eukaryota; Ciliophora; Oligohymenophorea; Peniculida; Parameciidae
Source: the annotation of a GenBank genome assembly